Messenger RNA from Chara braunii, 2449 nucleotides. Lineage: Eukaryota; Viridiplantae; Streptophyta; Charophyceae; Charales; Characeae. The record is from the annotation of a GenBank genome assembly.
CCGAAUUUUUGAUGUUUAUGUUGGGCCUUGUCGGGAGCCUGGUAUCUGUCCACGACUCUCGCGUGUUGUGAAUGUCCCGUCUUUGCGUUCAAGGUGAGAGCGGCGAAGGUGUGUUUUCCGGGGAGCCUACGUUGUUGCGGGAUGGCACAUCUAUUGCACCCUACUUGUUGGGAGAUGCAGGCUUUCCCUUGCUCGACUGGCUGAUGACUCCGCAUAGCACGCUCAGGGAUCGUACCCCCACGCAUGUCACAUUUGAUGAUGUCCACUCAAUGGCGAGGAAUGUCAUUGAGCGCACAUUCGAGAUUCUGAAGGGCAUCUGGAGGAAUUUUGGACGGCGACAAAUCGAGAAUUUGAAGACCAUUUCCUGGGAGUUCAUGGUGGUGUGCAUCUUGCACAAUCUACUCAUUGACUACAAAGUCGAUCUGCAGGACUUGAUGGCAUCACACAACGACCCUGACAAUGACAGCAGCGAUGACGACAAUCGUCCUCACAGGCGAUGUCCACAAGUUCCACGCAAUGCGAAGGAUGCGGCAGAUGAUGACGACGUUUGCAUCAACUUCGUGGGUCUGACGAGGACGCAGUGGAUCAGAGCCAAACUGGUUGGACACGUCGGCCAUCAUAUGGAGCUCGGAGCCACAAAGGCAGUUAUGGACAUGCCAUCUUCAGAGACCAUCUGGACAGUGGUUCUGGACCUGGUCUACGGCCAAGUGCAGAAAGCAGUGCAGCCAAUCAUUGAUAAAUGGGACAUCAGUGGAUGCACGCUGAUCACCGACGGGGCAAUGGACAGGAAGUGGAGGCCCGUGAUCAACUUCAUUGGCGCAGGGGAAGGUGGGGCUGUUCUUCUCAGGGUGGUGGACAUGCAGCACAGGAAAGCGACCGCCACAACAAUUGCAAAAUUGUGGGAAGAGGUCAUGAGAGAAAUUGGGGUGCACAGAGUCAACGCGAUUUGCACCGACAACGCUGGAGUUAACAAGCGGGCUGCCCGGAUUCUAGCAAGGCGGAGUGAUCCAGACAUUGCCAAAAUUCCAUGGCUGCCUUGCGCUGCACACACUCUCAGUCUGCUGAUGAAAGAGAUUGCAAAUCUGCAGUGGGUGGCGAAGCAUGUGAAGAGGGCGAAAAUGAUGGUGAGGUUCAUCAAGAACCACCAUCGUACAGUUGCCCUUUAUGCGAGGUGCUCGCUAGAGGAGACAAAGACACUCGUCAUGCCAACGGAGGUCCGUUUCGCAUCGACGUACCAGAUGUUGGAGCGGUUGCAUGAUAGGCGGUGGGUCCUUGAUGAAAUGAUGGACAAAGGGUGGAGGGAAAUCCACUGGAGCACAAGGAAGUUAAAAAAAAAGGCUGACAAGAUCUACCUGACCGUCACGUCAAAUGAGUGGUGGGAAGAAGUGGAGCGGAUUGUAAAGGUUAUGAGGCCGGUGAACGAGCUCCUAAGAAGGAUGGAUAGUGAUGGUUUGGCGCCCUCACAAUUGUGGGGGUUUGAUGAGAUGCUUCAGGGCCGCUUGAGGAGCAUUGGUGGCCUUACGGUGGAGCAGCAAGAGGACAUAAUGAGAGUCGUCGUUGAUCGAUGCAGGAUGAUGCUCCAACCGGCGCAUGCAGCCAACUUUCUCCUCUCCCCCCUCAGGAGGGACCCUAGAUGGGUAAUGGACAGACAAACUCCCUUGAUGCAGAACGCUAUCAAGUAUUUCUUAACACAACUCAGUGGGGAGAGGUGGGGGGCAUUGCAGUCUCACAUCGAUGUGUGGCAGAGCCUAUGGGCUUUUCACUGCGAGCCACCUAGGGAGCAUCGAUUCAAGGAACCCAUGUGGGACACAUUCGGGCAAGCAGAUGCCUCCUUGACCUGCAAAACAGCGUCACCGUGGUGGGCAACUUACGGUUGUAACCACAAGGACCUGCAGAAGAUCGCAACAAGGGUCACAAACGUUUGGAGCACAGCCACACCCUCAGAGAGAAAUUGGUCCUCCCUUGACUUGAUCCACAGCAAGAGGAGGAACAAUCUCUCGAGCGAGAGUUUGGCGAAACUUGUUUAUGUGCAUUGGAACAUGCAGCUGCAGAGCAUCCCAAGAAGUAUGAAGGACGGGUGGGUUGAUGUGUGGGCAACAUUCUUCGACGACCCCGAACCUCCAUCCCCGAAUGAUGGUGCGAUUUUGCCAGGGCCUUUGGAGAUGACGGAGGAGGAGUUGCAACGGCAGGCUCGCUUGACAAAGACCUCAAGGGGGAGGAUUCCGAAAGAUCUGGAUUCAGAUGAUUCUGUUGCAUCUAGCAGCGACGAUGACAUAAUCUGGAGUGAGAAAGGGAGCAAAAGGACACAACCAUUGCAAGACGCAAAGGGCAAGGCCCCAAUGGGGGAGGAGGGUGAGGAGGUUGAGGGGGGGUAGGAGGAGGAUUCAUAUGCAGGCUCAGACUGUGAACUGCUCCCACCUGAGGACAAUGAUAAAUCUGAUCAUAACUC